AUGAGCUCAACUGAGUCGCUAGGAAUGUUCUUAAUCGAAAGACAACUAAUGAAACCCGUUUCAAAGGAAAGAGAGCAUAAAAGAUUACGUUCUGAAAAUUCAAAUAUCGAAACUAGCAAGAAGCCAUGGAUGGAAUUGGCUUACUUGUACAGACACAUUGGCCGAAAUGAUGUCUGUAAAGGUAUUUUUGAAGGCCACAUUGCUUCGAGUGAAUAUACUAAAGAUGCAUUAAAUGCUGAGAUGAUUGGCGAUUAUUCGUCUGCUUGUUAUCAUUAUUUGAAAGCAUUGAAAAAUCAACAAAAUAUUGAAAAUAUAAUUGAAGAAAAUAUAAUUGAAGCUGAAACUUGGGAAGAAGGAAGAUUCGAGUGUUAUGAGAAGCUGUGUCAAUGGGAUGAUCUUGCUGAGACUGUAAAUGUUGAUCUUGAUGGAGACUUAGAAAAGCUUUGGAGUGAAGAAUAUCAGGAUUCUUAUCUUAAUUACUUCUUUCACAGCUUUUUCAAAUUGACCCAUGGAACGAAUGAUAACAACUAUAAACAACGAUUUUAUACUUUCAUAGAUAAUGCUAUGAAAGAUCCUGAGCGUACAUCAUUGUUAGAAUUGCAUUUUCCAAUAGAACUUGCUUUAUCUUCAUUGACACGGAAAAAUUAUGAUAAAGCAAGGAUGUAUGUUAGAAAAUCAUAUGAUAAUUUUCUAUACUCAUGGACAAAUUUACAUCCUUUGGCAACAAGCACUCGAUUAAACAAAUUAAGUUCCUUGCAGCAGAUUGAAGAAUAUUUGAAUUUAAUCGAAGAAAAAAGUGAAAACAUUAAUUUUGAUAAAGCACUGACGGUUUGGAAGUCUAGGUAUCCAUCUAAAUACCUCGAUUCAUGCAACACUUGGGAUGACAUUGUAAUUAAUCGCCAAUCAAUUCUUCGUGAUAUGCUUGAAUGUCUACAUAGAGAUAAUCAAGUAAAAGGAACAUCAUUGUUAAAAAUGUCUGCUGCUGCAAGAGCACAAGUUAAUUAUGAAGUAGCACACUCUUGUUUAAACAAAAUCCGACGAUUUAUUCAAUUUGAUUCAGAUAAAUUGGAUUAUUAUCAAUACAAAUUACAUUUACAAGAAGCAAGCAAUGCUGUUGAUUACGAGAAAAAGAGUUCUAUUUUAUCAAACCUAAUCGAAGAUUUUAGCAAAUUUAAAUCAUUUAAGUCUAAGAUCGACCUAAAGAAAUCUAUGAUAGCAAGUGAAGCAUAUUCCCUUCUUAAUUCAGAAUUAAACAAGGAUUACACUCAAAGCUCGUUGCAGUCUCUUAAAAUUAGAAAAGACGAAUUGAUUAAUAAAGGAUAUGACAUUAUUGAAAGUGCUUCAAAAGAAUUGCAUAGAUUCAAACCUUCAUUGCAAAGAAAAAUUUUUUUUAAAUUUGCUAAAUAUUGCGAUGAUCAUUUACGUAUGAUCGAAUCUGAUGAUAAUAACAUGGAUCAAUUUUCAUUUAAUUAUGAACAAUAUGCGAACAAUGUUGUGAGUAAUAUUAUGGAUGCAUUAGAGCUGAAUUCUGAAGAAGCUUCAGAAAUAUUCCCUAGAUUGUUGCAAAUAAUAGAAUUUUAUGAAGAAACACAAGAGACUUUUUUAGCAAAAGCCAAAGCGUUCGGGCCUGUUUGGAAAUUUAUAAGGUGGAUACCUCAAAUAGUUGCAGUAUUGGAUAAACCUAUUAUGCAUUGUGUGCUUCCUAUUUUGGAUAAGCUCGCAGAUGAAUAUCCAAAAAGUUUGUACUUCCCACUCAGAAUUAGUAGUGAAUUUUAUAAUUUUGAACAAAAUGAUCCAGAUGCAAGAGCGAGACAGUUGAUUGUUGAAAGGCUUCAACAAAAAAUAAAAUCUGAUGUAUUGGAAAGAUUGAUAACUGAACUGGAAAGACUAACUGAUCCAGAAAUAGAAUUUUCGAACCGUCAUGCAAGUAUCAUCAUAGAUUUAUGCGGUGAAGAUGGAUCGAAAUUAGCGGACAUGACACAAAAUGAUUUUAAAGCAAAAGUUUGGGAAUAUUUUGUUAAUAAUAUUAAGAAAAAGAGCAAAAAGCCUUCAGAGGGUUCGAACUUAUUAAAGUCAUAUUCUAAAUGGCUCGCAGAAUUUUCAUCAUCUAAUUAUCUAGAAGAGAUUGAAAUACCUUCCCAGUAUGAUUGUUCAAUGAUUCCUGACCCGGAUAGGCAUGUAAAGAUUGCUCGUUUUGACCCUAGAGUCUUGGUAUUGAGAUCGUUAAGGCGACCAAAACGACUUACUAUGAUUGGCACUGAUGGAAAUGAAUAUAAUUUCCUUGUUAAAGGAGGAGAAGAUUUACGACUUGAUCAAAGAGUUCAAUCAUUAUUUGACCUUAUGAAUAAAAUAAUGAGUAAAGAUUUUUAUUGUUCUCAACAAAAAAUUAAUUUGAGAACAUAUAAAGUGAUUCCUAUGACUGGCAAUCUUGGUAUAAUCGAAUGGAUCAACGAUACUGAACCUUUGAGGCACUUCAUCAAUAAAAAAAUCAAUAAUGAAAGUAUUUUGGAACAAGCUCAAAAAAAACAUUUAAAUUGGAUCGAGGAAAAUUAUGCUGAUUAUCAAAAUAUGUUCAUCCAUGCUGCACGCGACGAUAUGAUAAAGCAUUUUAAAGGUUUACAGGGACUUUUGGGCUCAAACAUUUUAACAAAUUCACUUCUUAAAUUGGCAGCUUCUCCGGAGGUGUAUUUGUCGCUUAGAUCAGAAUUUAUCAAAAGCCUUGCUAGUAUUAACAUUUGUGGUUAUUUGAUUGGAAUUGGGGAUAGACAUUUGGAAAAUUUUUUAGUAGACAUGAAUAAAGGAACGCUUAUUUCCAUAGAUUUUGGUCAUGCGUUUGGGUCAGCAACUGAAACGUUGGAGAUUCCUGAAUUAGUUCCAUUUCGUUUGACUAAACAAUUGGAAUCUUUAAUGCAACCACUCGGAUCACGUGGUUUGCUAGAGUAUCCUAUGAUCAAAAUAAUGCAAAUAAUGCAUUUGAACAAGGAGGUCUUGCUUAACGUGAUGGAAAUAUUUGUAAAAGAACCAUUACUAGAUUGGCUAACCCGUGCAAAAAACUUAGCAAAACAACAAAGUCUUAUUUGUGAAGAAUUGGCAGUUAGCCAUUCCCACAAACCAUUCUUUUCUAGCCUCGAAAGGAUAGCAAAAGGUGAUCCAGAUCACAAUAUAAGAGCACGUAUACCAACAACAUGUUGCGACAUCAAGCAACAAAUCGAAUGCUUGAUGGAUCUUGCAACCGAUGAUGUUGUGCUAAAUUGUAUGUGGCCAUUACAACAGUUUAAUAAUAAUGCUAGAGAUAUGGAACAUUGA
Entrophospora sp. SA101 is the source of this 3306-nucleotide messenger RNA. Lineage: Eukaryota; Fungi; Glomeromycota; Glomeromycetes; Entrophosporales; Entrophosporaceae. The record is from the annotation of a GenBank genome assembly.